AUGGAGGCUUCGGCUUCGAGCUCUGCGCAGGCAUCGUUUGUUGGGACCUAUGUUCAUGUGAGCUUUGACGAUGGACCCGCGACUGGAAUUACAGCUCAAGUCUCCGAGGACGAUUUGUGUGAUCCGCGUUAUUGGCGUUUUGAAGAGGUGCAUGGCGGAGUGCCAACCUUCAAAGUACUUUUCCCCGAUGGUUUAGUAUCCUUCAUUCGCGAGUUGCCAUGCGCAAAAGAUGGCGUGUUGGUUGACGAAGAUGGCGAUGAGCACCGCUACGUGGUGAUGGACCAGCUUCCAGGAGACAAGGACUUGUCGCGCGGGCAAAGCGAGAUGGUGCAGGAGAAGCAAAAUCUGGGCGGCCCUGCUGUUGUACCCGAGGCUGCUGGGCAUGGUCCCAAGCGCAAGGCCACAGCGGAGGAAACCUCAGGAUCCAAGAAGGCCCGGAACGAAGGCACGCCAGACGCAGCAAAAAGUGUUGAAGGAGGCGAAGGACUUCCGGCAGAAGCUCAGGAAGGAGGCGACUCAAGGGCUGAGCCUCCCACUGGAGGUGCCAGCGCACGCGUGAGUGUGGAGAAAGCAAAGACUCCGCGCUCUGUUUGA
Molecule: messenger RNA, 594 nt
Organism: Effrenium voratum
Lineage: Eukaryota; Dinophyceae; Suessiales; Symbiodiniaceae
Source: the annotation of a GenBank genome assembly